Messenger RNA from Hylaeus anthracinus, 688 nucleotides. It is a transcript of the gene zuc, whose product is annotated as mitochondrial cardiolipin hydrolase. The record is from RefSeq and is a predicted model, not a curated record. Lineage: Eukaryota; Metazoa; Arthropoda; Insecta; Hymenoptera; Colletidae. The transcript is spliced from 3 exons. Bases 5 to 688 code for a protein of 227 amino acids. Gene Ontology annotation, molecular function: RNA endonuclease activity producing 5'-phosphomonoesters, hydrolytic mechanism. Gene Ontology annotation, cellular component: mitochondrion. Gene Ontology annotation, biological process: piRNA processing.
AGGAAUGAUAAACAAAAAGAUUUUUAUAGCGGGGGGGAUACUGAUCGCUUCGGAAAUCGUUUGGCAGUUGUACAAGAUAUUUCCGAAUUUUCGGAAAACAUGCGUCCACGAAUCGAAACGAAAAAUUUUAGAAGUCAUGUUUUUCUCGAUAGAAUCCAGCCUUUGUCGAGCGCACGCCGCUAACGAUAAAAUGUGCCACAAAGAGAAUUGUCCAGUUCGUUAUAUAAGAAAGUUGGUAAAUUAUAUCGACUGCGCCGAGAAAAGUUUGGACGUGUGUAUACACAUGUUGACUUGCCAAUCGUUAGCAAACGCUAUUGUGAACGCGCGUAAACGAGGCAUAGCUGUGAGGGUAAUACUGGACCGAAGCAAAGCUGUUAACGAUGCGUCGCAAACGGCUGUGUUUCACAGCAACGGUGUGGUGAUUAGAAUGCCAGACCUGGAUGUCCUGAUGCACCACAAAUUCUUGAUCGUGGACAGUGAAAUAUUGAUCAGCGGCAGCACGAAUUGGACGAUGUCCGCCUUCUUCGGAAAUUUUGAAAAUAUCGUUGUGACCAACCACAGUUCCACGGUGAAACCGUUUGUCGAGGAGUUUGAAAGGUUGUGGACAUUAUUCGAACAUCCGAUACCCUCAGAGUUGGAAGAAAGUUUGAAACGUCCGGUUUAUAACUCGCCCAACAACAUUUUGUAA